Molecule: messenger RNA, 2285 nt
Organism: Carcharodon carcharias (great white shark)
Lineage: Eukaryota; Metazoa; Chordata; Chondrichthyes; Lamniformes; Lamnidae
Product: palmitoyl-protein thioesterase ABHD10, mitochondrial-like
Exons: 5
Coding region: 163-1026 (287 amino acids)
Biological process (GO): protein depalmitoylation
Cellular component (GO): mitochondrion
Molecular function (GO): palmitoyl-(protein) hydrolase activity; hydrolase activity, hydrolyzing O-glycosyl compounds
Source: RefSeq, a predicted model, not a curated record
GGAUGUAAUUGUGAAAUGACAACUUGUUUGUUGGUGUGCGCUCGGUCUUAUUAAUAUUCAGCUCAGGCUCCGUUCUCGCAUUUAUUAAUAUUCAGCUCAGGCUCCGCCCGCCUGUUUAUUAAUAUCCUUUCCCACACCCCCACCCCCGCCCCACUCUCUGUCAUGGCGGCAUUUGUGCUGAGUCGAUUGCGGGGUCUGGUCCGUGUGGGAAGCGCCUUAUGGCGGCAGCUACCCUGGUCUCUUCAUUCUGUGGGAUGCCGUAAGAAAUCGACCAAAUACCUAACUCGUCCAGAUCAACCUAAAUUAGCAUAUCAAAAAAUAAAAGGCAAAAGCCCAGGAGUCCUUUUCCUGCCUGGUUUUGCCUCAACAAUGAAGACACAGAAAGCAAUGGCACUUGAGGAUUUCUGUAAAUCACUUGGCCAUUCAUUUGUAAGGUUUGAUUAUACGGGAUGUGGUGCUUCUGAAGGAUGGUUUGGUGAGAGUACAGUAGGACAAUGGAAGAAGGAUGUUUUGGCUGUACUUGAUGAGCUCACAGAAGGACCACAAGUUGUGGUGGGUUCCAGUAUAGGUGGAUGGCUGAUGCUCCUAGCUGCAUUAGCACGCCCAGAUAAGAUAGCUGCGCUAGUUGGCAUAGCCACAGGGGCUGAUUAUUUGGUCAGUGCUUUCAAGCAGCUUCCUUUGGAGACGCAGAAAGAAAUCGAAACAAAAGGUGAAUGGUAUAUGCCAAACAGCCACAAGGGUGCAGGAUUUCACAAGAUCCCUUACAGCUUUAUUAAAGAUGCUGAAAAUCACUGUGUGUUGCAUAGUGCCAUUCCAAUAACCUGUCCUGUGAGGCUUAUUCAUGGUUUGAAGGAUGAUCAUAUUCCUUGGCAGGUCUCGCUGAAUGUGGCCGAAGUUGUUCUUGCGAAGGAUGUUGACAUUAUCCUUCGCAAAGAUAGUCAGCAUCGAAUGAAUGAGAAAGACGAUAUCAAAUUAAUAGUAAACACAAUCGACGAUCUUAUAGACAAACUUACGACAAUGGCCUAAAUGGCUAGAGUUAGAAUUGGUGACAUAGAUGUAUAUAAUUAACAGUACACUGAACCAAUGGAAGCUGUCUACAUCGCCACUUCCUGUGAUGUCAGUACUUUAUGCUGAAUCAUUUUGAACAGGUGUUUUUGGAGUAUGUACCUGAGAGCAAAAAAAUCUGUUAUCAUCAACAGAAAAUGAUGCCAACAUUUUGGUGAAUGUCCAACAUGAGGCAUUGAAUUAUCACAUGCAAUUUGAGCAGUAAACACUGUGUAACAUUUAACCAGUUAGUAAAGAUGUACUGAUAAACCUGCUCCUUUUUGCAGCUGUACUAAAACUUGCUGCUGUACAACGAUUUUAAUUUUCCAUUUUCUGGUCACUUAAAUGUGUGUGCCUGAACUGUAUGCCUCACAUGUGAUUAAUAGGAUAUGUCUCAAAACGCUGUAUUUGUACAUAGAUAAUGUUAGGUAUGCUAGCAGUCUCAAUCAGAAGGCUCCUUACUAUUGCCAGACAUGUUUGCCAAUUACAAUUCAGUAUUAUUCAGUAUUAUAUUUCUCUGAUCUUGUGUACAUAUAAUAUUUUGAUAAAGUAACCUUAUGUGACUGACUUCUAUAAUAUCUAUGCUGUAAGUUUCAAAAUUUGCAUUGUAUAAUAGUUGUGUUUUCUGCUACAGUAUGCUAGGAACACCCAUGAAAAAAAAACUGGUAAUGCUGGUAUCCUGUAAAACUGAUUUUAGAAGCUGCCUGAAAAACACUCAGUAUUUCAUAAAUUCUUUAUUGGAAAUGUGCAUUAGGUUGGUGCCUCAUCAGGAGUGUUAUAUUGAGGAACUACUGAAUUGAGAGGAAAUAUUUUAUCCUAAUGGAUUCUCUGUUCCAUAGUUUAGUAGUUUUAUGAAAACUCUCGUGUAACAUCAAAUAUUGCAGCAUAACAUAUCGCCUGUAUUCAAAGGCUUAGAUUCUGUUUUUUACCCGAGUACAGGUAAGUAAACAACUCAAGGGUUACCCAUUGUUUCACUUUGAUUGAAUAGUCUUCAUUGUAAAACUGUCAGGUCAGUCCUGAAUGCAAGUAUUUUUUUCCUCUGUGUAUUUUUCAAGGACCUCUUGUUUCAUAACUUAAUAGAUAGUAAUCAAUGCCAUUUUAAGCACAUUGUCAAAAUAAUAAUUCAGUUUGUUUAUAGUUUAGAUUUAGCAAGUUUAUUGUUACAUCUCCCUGGUAAUUAUGAUGUUUUGCUACUAUUUUCAAAUAAUUAAACUGGAGGAGAGACCUCUGAGUUGCACUGA